Molecule: messenger RNA, 421 nt
Organism: Dentiscutata erythropus
Lineage: Eukaryota; Fungi; Glomeromycota; Glomeromycetes; Diversisporales; Gigasporaceae
Source: the annotation of a GenBank genome assembly
CAAAUUGUUCAAGAAAGUCUAAGGCUAUGCAAAAAUUGGACAAAAAUGAUGAAAUAUCACGUAUGUCUAGUACAAAUGAUAUAAAUAUUGAUCUAUGUGUUCCUCAAAAUAUAAUAUUACAGAUUCAUGACCCAAAAAGUGACGAAUAUGCUGCUGGUCAACUAAAAGAAGUUUUAUCUUAUACAAAUUUGGGAAUUGCUUUACAAAAAUACUGGUUUUAUUCGCCAAAAUGUGCGCAGCUAGCAUCAGACAUAUUCAAUGUACCAGUCAUAGUAUUGACUGCUGAAAGCUAUUCCUUCAUAUCACUUAACCAAGAGCCUGGUUUUUGCAAAAGACCUAUCAUUCUUCAAUGGCAUGAUAGCCACAUUAAGUUAAUUGAACAUAAAAAUUGGUAUACUCAACCUCUCUCUCUAAAUCCUCA